AUGGGCUUAUUCUCAUACGGAAUGAAAGUAAUCCACAAAGAUACUAACAUUGACCAUAUGUCAGACGAUGAAGGUUGCUUGCAGUCUUUCCGUACUUCGUUGGAGGUAUUUUCUUCUGGUUCCUGCCGUAGUGGCUCCCUUGGAGAUGCCUUGGGGCCUAUAUCUUGUCUUGCUGUCUCUUCGGAGAUUAAUGGUGCCAGUGAUGUUGAAGGUCUUUCUAGUUCUACUUCCGUAAAACAACAGAACAGCGUCUGCCAUCGGAUGAACCCAACAGUUCGUGAAGAUGACAAGCGUUCCCACAUGGAACAAGUGGCGUACAUUCCAGUGCGUCAUGAGAACCAGGGACUAAAACGCUUGGUCCGAACCAGACUCCCAUACUAUGGGGAGGAACUGGAGGAGCAGAUGUUCAAGGAGAUAGUUCCAAAGAUGAACCCUCCUAAGCCCAUUGGAUCUACUCCAGAACUGUUGAAAAACGGUAUCCAGAGCGAAACCCAUAGCAUCUGCUAUGAUAAAGUCUCUGCCAGUGUUCCUGCAACUGGGUGUUUCCUUGCUUCGCCUUGUCUCCCUGAACAAGGCACAUUCACUGAACAGAGACCAGGUUUCCCUUUGGUUGGUGAGCUUCCUUCCUCUGGCCAGAAGAUGAUCCUUUCGGAAAUUUCCGAUCUGGUAUCUCUCUUUGGCUCUAUGUCAAUUGAGGAUACCAGUGAAGACCUUUGGGCUGGCCGGGAUCUCUCCGUGUGUACUGCCCAACAAGUGGGUGCUGUUGGAGCAGAGGUGGCUUCGGCCAUGGAAGACUGCUGGUACGGUGGAAACACUGUCUGGUCUGAGGAGGUGCCUCAGUGUCCUGCGUUGGUCGGAGGUCUCUUUGCCUUCGGGCAACAAGAACGCAUGGACUUCCUGUCCACUGUUGACACUCCUUUGGAGCAGAUGCUGACGGAUGCAGAUGAGGAAGAUCUCGACUGUGCAAUGAGUAUAAUCUCUGAGCCAGAGUCUUCCGAAAUGCUUGAUGUCGAGUAUGCCGGUGUCGUUGUUGCAGGCGUCUCCACAGCCUGCUGGUACAACGUGAACAACGAACUAGCGAUGGUUCCAGAAGACUUGUAUGGCGACAGUCUCAUGGACCUCGCCGUCGAGGUAGUUCCAGGGAUCGAGGGCAACCUUGAUCACUACCGAGACGAUUGCCUCAUGCACUGGGAUGAGUGCUUAGUCUCAAAAGCCUCUCCCAUCAUGGCAGCAAUUAUGUUCCCUGCUUCUGGUGCUGUCACCAUGUUUCCUGCUUCUGGUGCUGCUACCAGACUUUCUGUCUCUGGUGCGGCUACCAUGUUUCCGGUUUCUGGUGCUGCAACCAUGUUUCCUGCUUCUGGUGUGGCUUGCCCAUUCCCACUUGAACAGGUAAACAUUACCAACAAAGGCGCGACUUGUGUCCCACAGCAAGUUGCAGAAGAUCUCGUGGGGAAUCCAGAGGAGGGUCCAAGACUACCAUCUUCCCCUUCUCUCCCCGGAUCUGAUUCUGGUGCUGGCCUUCACGGUCCAUCUGGCGUGUCGUUGCCAGAGGAUAAGGCACCAGAGCCUACCACAAUUCCUGGUGUUGUGGCGUGGCUGACUACCGCUCCCGAGAGUCCAGAAGAAGUCCUAGGUGAAGAAGAAGAAGAUGAUGAUGACGAAGAGGACUCGGAUGAGGGACACGAAGAUGACGACAAGGGCGUCACCCUGCAAGACUCGGUGUUGGCAGAUCUCCUUGCUGAGUUAGAAGAGAUGGUGGUAGCGACCCUCUGGUUCUCAAAAAGUUUCGGGUUGGUAGAAACCUUUUUGAGUUCCACCCCCCAAGGCUAUGAUCGAGUUCUUGGGUUCUUGGUUUUCCCUAUUUUGUUUGGACGUUAUUGGUCCCUUUUGUUUCGUUGUCUAGACUUUGGCUGUCUGUGUUUCUGGAUGUUAUUUUCAGGCAAUCGCCAUCCAUGUAUCUGGACUUUGUUUGCAUGUGUUACUGGUGCUGCUCGCAGGCCUUUGACUGCUGUGAAACUUGGGAUUUCCCUGUCUGUGUUUCUUGCUUUUGUUCUCAAGCGCAUGAGUGCCGUAUUGCUUCAAUAUCUCUGUUUAUGGAUUGUGCUAUCUAUAAAUCGUAUUUGGUCAACCUUGGUGGCCCUUGGCGUUCUAGAAAAACAUUAUUCAAGUUUUUGUGUGUCUUUGGUUCCGUCUAGUGAAUUUCGCAGAGCCGAUAGACAUAUUAGCUCAAGUCUAGGGGUAAUCUUAUUGACUUUCAAAUGGAUUCCACGGUCAACAAUAGGCAGUCCUUAA
Messenger RNA from Phycomyces blakesleeanus NRRL 1555(-), 2292 nucleotides. RefSeq lists its product as hypothetical. Bases 1 to 2292 code for a protein of 763 amino acids. NCBI's taxonomy places the organism in Eukaryota, Fungi, Mucoromycota, Mucoromycetes, Mucorales, Phycomycetaceae. The record is from RefSeq and is a predicted model, not a curated record. The transcript has 6 exons.